Podarcis muralis (Common wall lizard) is the source of this 2278-nucleotide messenger RNA. The record is from RefSeq and is a predicted model, not a curated record. NCBI's taxonomy places the organism in Eukaryota, Metazoa, Chordata, Lepidosauria, Squamata, Lacertidae.
AUCUCGAUCGUGCACUGCUGUGGCUGCUGCCCAAGCCUCCUCCAAAAAGACCAGGGCCACGCUUCCAGGGAUGAGGCUCCAGCUCAUGAUGGGAGAGAGAACAUCCCGGCGGUUCCCGGCUGACAACCUUCGCACCUCUUCCCCACUGCCCCUUCUCCGUACGGGCAUGGCUCCUUCCCGGCCCUGUUUGAAGCAGAAGCAGCAGCCAAAGUUUACUCCGAUUAAAGCAGCAUCUCAAUUUAUUUCAGAGAGGGAGGAGACUUUCGCUGCUGCCUCUGUGCAGGCCGGCCAGGCUGAAGCCCAGACGCCCGUAAGGAGGAGGACAGGUUGGGGCAGCUAAUAAGAUCAGGUAGGAGGAAAUGCCCCCUUCCCAGGUUCCUCCCCCUCCUGCCCCAUGCUGGGGCUAAUGUGGCUGGGAGCCAGGCGCUUGCUGAUGUCUCCGUUUUCUUUGCAGGGAGGGAGCCUUUCCCCAACAUAUACUUUGUUCUGGUCAAAUCCCUGGAGAGAUGUGACGACCCUCAGGUUCUGGGGCAGAGGGAACAAAGGGGUCCUUCCAUAGUUUUUGGCCCAUCAGAGGCCCAUUCUCAUAUGAUGUCCUGCUUACUCCAAAGGGCCACGCUUCCAGGGAUGAGGCUCCAGCUCAUGAUGGGAGAGAGAACAUCCCGGCGGUUCCUGGCUGGCAACCCUCACAUCUCUUCCCCACUGCCCCUCCUCCGUACGGGCAUGGCUCCUUCCCGGCCCUGUUUGAAGCAGAAGCAGCAGCCAAAGUUUCCUCCCAUUAAAACAGCAUCUCAAUUUAUUUCAGAGAGGGAGAAGACUUUGGCUGCUGCUUCUGUGCCAGGCCGGCCAGGCUGGAGCCCAGACGCCCAUAGGGAGGAGGACAGGUUGGGGCAGCUAAUAAGAUCAGGGAGGGAGCCUUUCCCCAACAUAUACUUUGUUCUGGUCAAAUCCCUGGAGAGAUGUGACGACCCUCAGGGCCACACCUCCAGGGAUGAGGCUCCAGCGCCUGCUCCCAGGAUGAAGAACGACAGACCAUCAUGGUGGUUCCUGGCCCCUGACCCUCGCCUGCCUCCCCCUCCGUCCGUUCUCCAUGUGGGCAUGGCUCCUUCCCAGCACUACUUGGCGCAGAAGCAGCAGCCAAGGUUUCCUCCCAUCAAAAGCACCUCCCGAGUUAUUCCAGAGCCGGGUGAGACUUGGGUUGCUGCCUCUGUGCCAAGCCGGCCGGGACAGAGCCCAGACCCCGUACGGAGGAGUUCAGGGUGGGGCAGCUAAUAAGAUCAGGUAGGAGGAAAUGCCCCCUUCCCAGGUCCCCCCCCUCCUGCCCCAGACUGGGGCUAGCGUGGCUGGGAGCCAGGCGCCUGCUGAUGUCUCCGUUUGUUUUGCAGCGAGGAGAAGGUUCAGCCUGGGAGCCACUGCAUCACGGGAGGGACUGGAGCCCAGACAAAGGCCUCUCACCCCAGAGGUACUGGGACAGGGGGAAGGACAAAGACCCCCGCAGGGAGGCCAAGUGGGGAGAGCUGCAAAGAUCAGGUAAGUGGAAAUGCCCCUUUCCCAUGUCUCCCACCCUCCUGCCCCAGGCUGGGGCUAAUGUGGCUGGGAGCCAGGCACUUGCUGAUUGCUCCAUUUUCUUUGCAGGAAGGGAACCUUUCCCCAAUGUGUACUUUGUUCUGGCCAAAUCCCUGGAGAGACGUGACGACCCUCAGGUACUAGGGCAGAAGGAAGGAAGGGGUCCUUCUGAAAUAUGUUUGGGGAAUUGUAGGAACAUUGUCCCCUGUGGCUGUUGCCAAAGCCACCCUUAUAAAAAGAACAGGUAAGAGGAAGGAAAGAUUUCCAUGGGGCUGGGAGAACACCCUACAAGUUGAGUGUCAACAGAGAAUAGGAGAAGAACCUUUCUGCUCUCAUGCUCUCGUCCAGAAGUGGGUUGGCCAAGCUUUCUUUGGGAAUAAUGUCAGGGCAGGGGCAUUGGGCAUUCCCCGCAUCUGCCAGGUGGAUACCAAGUCCUUCUUCCUCCACAGGGCCACACUUCCAGAGAAUGGUCUCCGUCGCCAGCACACAAGGUGAUGGACACAGAGCGAGACUCCGUCUUCCGUGGCGUUCCAGUCUUGUUUUUCUGGAUUGCAAAGUCCUUCCAAUUGCUUGAGGAAUCCUGCUGAAGCACUUCUCUGAACAUUUGAACUUUGAUAUGAGUAAGCAGGUCUCAAGGUGACUUCUGGAUCAAGGCUUAACGCUGAAAAUUCAGGAUUUUCCCCCCACAGGGCCACACUUCCCGAGAAUGGUC